Cololabis saira (Pacific saury) is the source of this 2505-nucleotide messenger RNA. It is a transcript of the gene galk2, whose product is annotated as galactokinase 2. NCBI's taxonomy places the organism in Eukaryota, Metazoa, Chordata, Actinopteri, Beloniformes, Belonidae. Gene Ontology annotation, cellular component: cytoplasm; cytosol. The transcript has 10 exons. Gene Ontology annotation, biological process: galactose metabolic process; carbohydrate phosphorylation. Gene Ontology annotation, molecular function: galactokinase activity; ATP binding. The coding region runs from base 309 to 1685 and encodes 458 amino acids. The record is from RefSeq and is a predicted model, not a curated record.
GUCACGCCCCCUGUUCUCUCCUGUCUUCCGCGUUCUGUCCUUAUGUCCAGUGCAUUGGUCCAGCGGUUUAUCCGGAUGUUUUUUUCCUCUUUUCGAGAGUCAGCUCAUCCUUUAAACUCGUGCUUCAUCAGCGCUAAGCGGAGUUUCACAUCCGGAAUCUCUCCGUGACAGUCACCUGACGGGAGCCUGGUCACGUGACAGACACCUGACGGGAGCCCGGUCACGUGACAAUCACCUAACAGGAGCGGAUCUCUCCUGUGAGACGUGGACUUGCACUAGUUGGGUCAUUUAUCUGUUCACUGGUCCAAAUGGCCGCAGAUCCUCCAAAGUUAAGGACGUGGAUAGCUGCGAAUGAAAGGCUUAAAAAGUUGAAAAAUGCUUUUGAAACAAAGUAUGGAGAGUCUCCUCUCUUCUUCGCAUAUGCACCAGGAAGAGUGAAUUUAAUAGGAGAGCACAUUGAUUACUGUGGCUACUCCGUGUUGCCGAUGGCUAUUGAACAGAAUAUCCUCGCGGCCGUGUCGGCGAACAGUUCAGGGGUCAUCCAGCUGGCCAACACCAACCCUCAGUACCAGGAUUUCAAGGUGUCGUGCACAACAGAAAUUGUCAUCGACCGAGGAAAUCCAAAGUGGUAUAAUUAUUUCCUCUGCGGCGUCAAAGGUAUUCAGGAGCAGUUUGGGAUCACCAGUUUAGCGGGGAUGUGCUGUUUCGUGGACGGGACGGUCCCUCCGAGCUCUGGCCUGUCCAGCUCGAGUGCGCUGGUUUGUUGCUCUGGCCUCCUGACAGCGGAAGCAAACAAAAAGUCCCUCUCCAAGGUGGCUCUUGCAGAGAUAUGUGCCAAGUGUGAGCGCUACAUUGGUACGGAGGGAGGAGGCAUGGACCAGUCCAUAUCUUUCCUGGCAGAGCAGGGAACUGCAAAGCUGAUAGAGUUCCAGCCCCUGCGGGCCACUGACGUCAGGCUCCCCGAUGGCGCCAUGUUUGUGAUCUCCAACUCCUGCGUCGAGAUGAACAAGGCAGCUUCUUCUCACUACAACAUCCGUGUGGUGGAGUGUCGCAUCGCCACAAAGAUGUUGGCGCAGGCCCGUGGUGUGGACCCGAGCGGGCUGUUGAAGCUGUCGCAGGUUCAGACGGCGCUGAAAGCUUCCCUGGAGGAGAUGCUGGCUCUGGUGGACGAGGUUCUCCAUCCUGAGCCGUACACCCGGGAGGAGAUCUGCAGGUUCCUGGGCGUCACCUCGGAGCAGUUUGCAACAGAACUGCUGAGCGCCAACACUCAGAUCUUGACACAGUUCAAGCUUCACCAGCGAGCCAAGCACGUGUACGGGGAGGCUGCGCGGGUGAUGCGCUUCAAGAGCGUGUGUGACUCCGGACCUGCUGAGUCGGUCCAGCUGCUGGGGGAGCUGAUGAACCGGAGCCACGCGAGCUGCAGAGACCUCUACGAGUGCAGCUGCCCUGAGCUGGACCAGCUGGUGGACAUCUGCCUGAAGUCGGGCGCCGUGGGUUCCCGGUUGACCGGGGCCGGUUGGGGCGGCUGUGCCGUCUCCAUGGUUCCCACUGAGAAGGUUGAGUCCUUCCUGCAGUCCGUCAGAGAGGCGUACUACCUCCCCGACCCGCGCCGGGCGGCCAUGGAGAAGCAGAGUUUGUUCGUCUCCAAGCCGGGAGGCGGAGCUGCAAUCCUGCUGGCGGACUGAACCUCCCCGCCGUGUUGGAUCACGUCACAAGAUGCAUCAUGGCGGCUGUAAAUUAAUUCACUGGUGGGCUUAACUUUGUAAUCAGUAGGUUUUUUAUUGGGUCUCUUUAGGAAAUGAAUAAAAUGUCCAGUUGGUAUGGUCUAAAACUCAGCGGUCCUUUUCCGAGUCAGAACUAAUACGGUUUUUGUGCCUAAAUAUUGUAGAUUUUCUUCCCUUUUGUCACCAGAACAACAAGUUUCACACACGUUUCAUGUUCUGCUGAUCGGAGCAGGCACUGAGCUUUGGAUCAGUCCUCACUGUUCUGGAAACAUCAGAGGUGGAGCUGUCGUGGUCCGAGGCAGCGCCCGUGUACUAACCCUAACCCUCGGGGUUACCCGCGCGGGCAGUACUCGAGUUGUAAAAAAAAAAUCAGGGGGGAUGGUGGAUUUUAGCAUAUGGGGACAGAUAAUUUGUGCUAAUUACAAAUAAUAUAAUAUAUUACAAAUAAUAGCACUGACCAAAACACCUGCAGAAAUACUACAGGAAUGACAUAGCAGCAGUUAAAUGCAGCCUUCUGUAAGCUUUAAAUAUCCACUGGGCUUACAUCAAAUACAUCAAAACACAACAAUAAAAAACAGUUUUCUGAACUUAUCAAUAUGACUCUGUCCUUCACAGGAUAAGUAAAAUGGAUCACUGCAAAAACUCACAAUCUUAAUAAGAAUAUUUGUCUUAUUUCUAGUUAAAAUGUCUCAUUUUAGUAAAAAAAAUCUCAUUACACUUAAAACAAGACUCCUCACUGGAAAAAACAACAAUUUUCACCUGUUUCAAGUAGAAUUUCACU